UUCGGUAAAAAUCAGGGAGUUGGCUAAAACAAUGCUAAGAAUUGCCAACAAAUUGGAGGACAUAACUGAAGCUCCAAAAAUUUCCACUCCCAAGGAAGAUAACUUUUUGAACAACAAUAAUACCUUUGAGUUUACAAUGAAGACUGAUUGCAAAGAUUAUUUGAUCGUCAAAAAGAAGCGUUCCUGGAGCAACGCUAAGGAAAACUGCGAAUCAAGAAAAAUGCAGCUUCUGUCAAUUGAGACUGAGGAGGAGCAAAAUUGCAUUUACAAUCUGAAGAAAAAAUACACUGCUGCUGUGAAUGAUUCCGAGGCGAUAUUUUGGAUUUCCGGCAGACUGGUGCCAAAAAACAGGUGGAUCUGGUCCAGCACGGGCGCGAAUUUGAGCUACACAAAUUGGUCCAAAGGGAUGCCGGACAGGUGGCUCAAUCUGAAUGAGGAGUGCAUUUACUUUCCGCUCAACAACCGCACCACAAAAAUGUACUCGAUCACCGAAAUGCAGUGGAAUGACGCGGUCUGCGCCCAAAUCUUUUACUACCUUUGCGAAUCGCCAGAUUAA
Molecule: messenger RNA, 556 nt
Organism: Neocloeon triangulifer
Lineage: Eukaryota; Metazoa; Arthropoda; Insecta; Ephemeroptera; Baetidae
Product: hepatic lectin-like
Exons: 4
Coding region: 32-556 (174 amino acids)
Biological process (GO): biological process involved in interspecies interaction between organisms
Cellular component (GO): external side of plasma membrane
Molecular function (GO): carbohydrate binding
Source: RefSeq, a predicted model, not a curated record